GCCGCCGGAGCCUAGCUGCAGCUGAGAGGACGAGCGGGUGUACUGGGAAGAAGAGAGCCGUAUGUCAUAAUGGUUUUACCGUGAGGAUCCCGGGGCCGAGGUGAGGAAGGAGAAUGACGGUCGGGAGCGGAUAGUAACUUCCGCCUGUGCAGAGCCCGCCUGACACCAUGUGGAACUGGUAUUCUGGGGACGAGUCCCAGUCGUCAGGCACAUCGCCUGCAAACCAGACCGCUGGCACCAUGUCAGUGGCAGACCUGACGGAGCAGUUGGCACAGACUCAGAAGCUGGUGGCGCAGCUGAAAGAUCUGAUCAGAGAGAAGGACAAUGAACUGCGCAAGAAAGACCAAGAUCUCAAGGAAGAGAAAGAAUCUUCAGAAUCCAAAAUCUCGAAGGCGAAGCUCCAAAACAAGGCCAAGAUUGCAUCAUUAACCUCUCAGCUGGAAGAGCUGAAGAAGCAGCUAGCGUCAUCCGGUGCUCAAGUGAAGAAACCUGAGAGCAAGAAGGGAUCUGGGGAUGCCGACCAAGAGAACGCUUCUGCAAACCGAGGCAAAAUUCUGGUACUAAGGAAACGAGUGGAAGAAUUGGAGUCACAGCUAGCGCUUAAAAAUAAAGAGCUCAAGAAAAAGGAGGAGGACCUGGAGGCUCAGAGGCUGCGCGGCUCUGAACUGGAUGUCAUGCUUGCAGCAAAAGAGGAGAAAUUGUCUAAAAAAGAGGCUUAUAUUAGAGAUCUGCAAAUGGCUGCUGCAUCAAGCGCCCCAGUAGAGGCGACAAGUGCUGAAUCGGAUGCUAAGAUAAUGGCAAAUGAAUCAACCCAGGAGCUUCAGGUUUUAAUCCAGAAUCUGACCAGGAAAGUAGAGCAGAGCGAGGAGAAGUAUAGUCUACUUCAAGAGCAGACAGACAGCCUGAAAGCCUUUCUGAACAAAGAGAAGAGCGUUUUCCAGGAGAAGGAAGCCAUGUACAUGGAAAAUAUACGAGUUUAUCAGAAUAUAAUUUUGGAAAAAGACAAGGAAAUGAAACUGCUGUCAGAGAAACAUGACCAGGAGCUUUUUAAGAUUGCAGCCAAAUCCGAUUCCACUGCUGAGCUCCAUCAGCUGCUCAAGGCCCUGAAGCAGAAACUUCACGAGGAUGAAGAGGUCUUAUCAGGAAAGAACCAAGUGAUUGAUGUUUUACAGAAGGAGCUGGAUAAUAAAGAUCAGCAGAUUUCUGAAAUGGCUGAGAAAUGCAGGCUUCUCCAGUCUGAGAAACAGAAUUUGCAUUCUAAGCUGGAUGCGGAGAAGCAUGUAAUGAGAGCACAGCUUAAAGACAUGAUGGAGAAACAUGAGACCGAAAUGCGAUCGCUCUCUCUCCGGCAUAGCGCAGCCAUGCAAGAAAUUAAAGAGAAACACAAGGGGGAGAUGCAGGAGAAAUUUCAGACUAUACAACAGCUUCAGAGCCAGCUUCAAGGCCUGGCGAGCCCAGGAGACGUCAGGGACACAUACGCCUCAACUACAGACUCUGCAGUUAUGAAAUUACAAGAUGAAGUGAAGUUGAAAACCGAAGAGGCAAGUAAAUCCGAAGCCAAAUUCCUUAAAAUGAAGGCAUGGUCAAAAUCUAAAAUCAGGCAGCUGGAAGAAGAACUAAAAAUUUCUGAAACAAAGAACCAGGAGCUGUCUGCCUUAACCGUGCGUGUCUAUGCCCUGGAAGAGGAGAAGAAAGCUCUGGAGAUGAAGCUGGAAUCUGUCGCAGAUUUGCAGUCAUUUAAUGAACAACUGCUGACCAAGCUUGUCGUGUAUGAAGAGCAGCAAAGGAUACUGCAGGCGGAUCUGGAACAAGUUACUAAGAGAGCGGACUCGCAGACCAGUGAGUCCGGAAGCAUGGAUGAGCUGCAGAACCCACUCCUGGAAUGGAAUGAAAUGAGCCAGGAGAUGGACAUGACCCCGGAUCAGGAGAGAGAAGACACAUCGGUUAUGGUCUUGAGGAUGGCGCAGAUAGAAGAGGAGAGAGAAGGACUGAUUGAGGAUGACUGGUUCUUUCCUGGCUGCUCCGAUCCAGCCAUGGACUCAGGGCAGGUGGAACUGGAGGAAGAGCUGAGCGCAGCUCGAGGACAGGGGAAACUGAGGACGGCGCGGAGGAAAGGAAGCAGCGGAUCCUCCAAAAUACAGGAUGAAUUCAGCUUUGGCAGCAAGAGCUUUGAAGACCAAAACCUCGCUACGGAAAGCGGUGAAAUAGUCGAGGGCGAGAACAUGGGAGGUUGGUGGCCUGAAUACGGUUCUUCAGACUCAGGGUUGGGAUUACGAGCGGUUGUGCAAGAGCUGGAGAUGGAAAGAAAUCAGCUGCAGGAGCAGAUAAUGACCCUCGAAGAGCGAUGUCAGGAGCUGGAAGACCGGUUACAGCUCCAGCUUCGCAUUGAAUCCUUACAGGUAACAUUUGAUGUAGAUGAAGAGACGCCGUCCUUUCCCCAGAGUGACAACGAGCGCUUCCAGACCCAGUUGGCCCAGAUUCGCCAGCAGCAGAGCCAGGAGGCUGAAAAAAACCAUGACCUCAUUUCCUCCUUGAAUGAUCAACUAAAAGGCCUGACUAACAGGAACGCAUUUCUUGAAAAUGCUAUUGUGGAAAAGGAGCAAACUAUUGUGGAAGUAACCGGGAAGCUGGAGAAGCUGAACAGAGUCUCCAAAACGCUGCAGGAAAAGGAGGCCCUGGUCAAAGAGCUGCAUGAAAAACUGGAUCAGUAUGAACAUCAGCUCGAAGAAGUCACAAGGAGACAGCAGGCAUCCGAGUCUGAGAACUCGGCCUUAAAAAUGACCAACACUGAGCUCACUGAGAAGGUGUCUGCCUGUAAAGACCGGAUAUCAGCACAAGAUUUGUUUUUGGAAAAACUCCAAGUUGACUUUGAUCAGACAAAUGACGAACUGGAUCGACUAAACAUGAGUCAUCUAGAAAAGCAAUCGCAGCUUCUUCAUGACUUGCAGAGAUCUGAGAGGGAGCUGGAUGCUCUUAAGGAACUCUUAGAAGAAAAGGACAAAGAAAUGUCCUCGCUCUCAGCAAGUCUGACAGAAUAUUCUGAGCAAGUUACCAUCUUAAAAGAGACAAUUGACUUUAAAGAGGAGCAGAUGAGUGAAAUGUCGAAUGCACUUACAAAAAUGGAGAGAGAGCUUCACCAUUUGAAAGAGGCGCAAACCUUGGAUGUCCAGGAAAGUAUCACCAAGAUAUCGUCUCUUUCUGAGCAGCUAAGCGAAAUGGAGUCCGAGCUAAAUAAAGCAAAACAUCUCAAUGAGAGUAAAAUUAAAGAAUCGGAAGAGCUAAUUAGCCAGAUAAAGGAGAAUGACAUAAUAAUCAAAAACCUUCGUUUGGAGAUGCAAGCGCAGGCAGUAACUCACAAUAAUCACCUUACAGAAUGUUCUGCACAGAUUGUGUCGCUGAAAGAACAGAUGAACGCAUCUGUUGCAAAAGUUGAUGAGACGGAAAUGAAGUACAGAAAGGAAGUUGAGACCUUAAAAUUACAGACGGAGGCAGAUCACUCCAAAAAGGAGAAGCUUGCUUUAUUGUUGGAAGAAAAGAGCAUCCAGGAACAACACUUUCAUAACGAGCUGAAAACGGCAAAAGAGCAAUACAACAAAUUAGUUUCUGAGUUGUCAAAAAAAGACGAGGAAAUAAAGGAACUGUCAAAUCAGCUCUUGGAGCACAAAGACCGAUCCAGUACACUGGACAAAGAAUUGAGUGGCAAGCAGGACGAAUUGUCAUCUUUGCAGCUAAAUCUUGCAGCUCUAUCACAGAGUAAGGAGGAACUGGUGAAACAUCUGCAAGAAAAGACAGAAGAAUUUCAAAAGCAAAUAGAUGUAAAAACAGAAAUCAUAAAUAAACUACAUUCAGAAACGGAAGCGCUUUGUGUGCAAAUCAAAGACCUGGAAACCUCACUUGCAGAUAAAGAGACUUCUCUGAAGUCUGUGACAGAUUCCGUUGAGGAACUUGAAAGAAAAGUCAACGGCUUGGAGGACCAAUAUCGACACAUUUCCAAUGAAAAGGAGAAUUUACUAACUCAACUUAGUCAAAAAGAAUCAGAAAUACAUACUAUGAACCAGACCCUGCAAGAGAUCCAGAAAAAGUUCUCAGAGAAAGAACAGGAGCUUUCAGAUCUCCAGGAAGCAAAAUCCAAUCUCUUACGCGAGAAGGAGGACCUUUGUAAGGAAAUUGACUUAAUUUCAGCCCAGAGUGCACAGGAUACCAAUGCUACUACUGCUCGGCUAGAAGAAAAGACUAAGGAGUGUCUGAACCUAGAAAACCUUUUACGCAGAGAGCAAGAAGCCGUUCUUAAUUUGCAGUCUCAGAUUCAGUCUUUAGAGCAGGAUUUGAAGGAGUCCAGGAUGGUUGAGCAACAGAAAGAAGAGGCGCUAAAAGUUAGGACCUCUGACUAUGACGCUACAUGUGAACAGUUACAACAAAAAGAGGCGAAAAAUAAGGCAUUGCAAAAACAAGUGGAAAAGUUGAGCCAAAUAGUAAAGGGUAAAAAGAAGGUAUUAGAAGAUAAAGAAGCACUCCUUACUACACAGUCCGCUCAGAUUGAGGAGAUGAAAAGGAACUUGGAUAAGCUACAUGGUGAAGAACAAGCACUUAAAGAGGUCAACCUAAAAGUCACAGAGAAUUUAGAAAAAUUAAAUUCAGCUCUCAGCAAAUUACAGCAGGAUUAUGACAAUAUUGUUGAGGAAAACACGAAAAUGAGGGAGAAAGUAGAAGUUGGUAGUAAGGAAAUUGAAAGGUUAACCCACGAAAGAGAGUCCUUUGUGUUGUCUAUAUCAAAUUUUGAAACUCAGCGAGAUGCACUCCAGUCACAAGUAAUGCAAAGUCAGUCAGUGGUAGACUCCUUAAAUCAGCAGUUGAACAUGUUAAUGACUGAAAAGGAAAAGCUGAAUUCUGAUUUUGAAUUACUUAAAACCACCUUGUCCAACAAGUCAGAAGAAGUCAGCCUUCUAAGCUCUCAUUCAUCGCAACAGGGCCAUACUAUCAUGUCUUUGAAGGAUCAGAUUGAUUUACUUCAAGUAGAGAAACGGGAUCUGCUACGUAGCGUUGAAGAAAAGGAAGCUCUUCUUCUCCAAAAGGAGGAACUUAUCCAACAAACCGAAAAGAAGUUAGAAGGUGAAGGAUACUAUCUACAGACUAUAUCCACCCUUCAAAAUGAACUGCAAAGUUCAGUUUCAGAUUGUACUCGGCAGCAGCAAAGAAUUGAGGAGCAGGAACAGAAACUGCAGAAGUUGCAUCAACAGGUGCAGCUACUGAAUAAUAAAAACGAGGAAGCAGAGUUAUUGAAAACUCAAUUAGCAGAACAUGUAGUGAUCAUUUCUGAUCUCUAUUCCCAGCUCAAAAACCUAAAGGAAAAUGUAGAAGAACUAAAUGGGGCUUUAGCCAAAAAAGACGAAUGUCUGAAAGAGAAGGUUGACUGCUACGCAAAUCUGAAGGCUCAGUUGUCUGAGCUUCAAGACUCUUUAGACGAGCAGAGGAGGACCAUCGAAACAUUGCAGCAUGAGAAUGCUCAAUAUAAGACUGCUGUAUCAGAAAAGGAUUUGACCCUUAAAAAUUCUUCGUUGGAAGUUGAAGAAUUAAAAGGAAAAUGUCAAAGUAAGGACGAGCAGUGCAAUGUGUUGAUUAAACAGGUGACAACUUUGGAGGAAACUACUUCAAAGCAGCUCUCUGACAUUAACAAACUGACUGCUUCCUUGGAAGACAAGGAAACUUUACAUUGUAGAAAGGAGGAAUCCCUAAAUGUUGAAUUGGAGCAAAAGAGAAAUUUAAAUUCUGAUCUUCAGAAAACUGUGGAUGAGCUUAGUAAUAAAGUUAAAGAUCUUGAGCAGGCUCUCUUUGAAAAAGAAAACACUGUGCAAAAUCUGCAGGAGAAAUAUGCUUCUCUGUAUGAGCAAAAUCAGAAGCUGGCAGAGUCUAACCGUCUUAAGGAAGCCGAGAUUUCUAAACUUCUGACUUCUGCCAGCGAAAAAGAUGCUAAACUUCAGAUGAUGGAAAGCAAUGUUCAAGCUUUUGCCAGUGAGGUUAAUCUACUACGCAAAGAACUAGACAAAGGUAGUUCUAACGUCAAAAACAUAUCUGAGACAUUGAAGCUAAAAGAUGAUAUCAUAUCUCAGCAUCAGAAAGCAGAAGAAGUUUUAAGGAAUGAUCUGCAAUCCAUAAAGUUAGAGUCCAAGGAGAUUAGUACUCAGAUGCAAGCAUUGACAGGAGAAAGAGAAGAGAAUAGGGCACUCAUUGAAACCCUACAGGAUAGAUGUACUUCGCAAAAUCUAUAUAUUGAAAAUCUGAAGCAAGACGUGGACAAUUUAAAUUUAAGAUUAUUGGAAGACCAGCAUACUUCUGCACUUGACAAGCAACAGAUAUCCCAACAACUAGAAUCUGCAGUUCAAGAAAAAUUGCAUCUCGAAAAAAUGAUACAAACAUUACAGGUAGACCGAGACACCUCCCUGGUCGCAUUGCAGAAUGAAUUGAUUCACAGGAACGCAGUUAUAGAAAAUCUUGAGCAUCGAGUAGAGGAAGCAAAUUCACGUAUUUCGUUGGACGCAGAAAGCCUGAACGUGUUGAAAGCCGGGAACAUUGAUCUUCAGAAGCAGGUUAGUGCUCAAGCUGAGGAAAAUUAUGCUUUGAAAGUACAUAUAGAAAAUCUAAAGAUAAAUCUUAGUGAACUGCAGCAACAAUCAGAAAAAGAGGUUGCACGUGUAAAUGAGGAAAAUGGGAAGCUUAGAGAGCAGAAUGAAAGUUUAGGCAAUGACGUUAAAGUGAAGCAGGAGGCACUGCAAAGUUUGCUUAAAGAUUUUCAGUUUGUCGAUAACCAGCUAUGUGCUUUGUGUGAUGAAAAUGUCUCAGAAUGUGCUGAAUUUGACCAACAGUAUGGUUACAGAAGCAACUUAGAGAAGUUAUCUUCAAUGCUAUGUACAGCAAUGGACUACAAGUCAAAAGUAGCAGAGUUAAAGGAAGUUCUUCAGGGAAAAGAGAGAGAAGUUGACCAGAAGACUCAGUCUGUUUGCUUGUUUGAGAAAGAGAGAGACCUUCUGCUUAACGAGUUGCAGAAGGUUAAAGAACAAAAGCUUGUUAAUGAAUCAUUAAUGGAAGAACUUAAAACCGCUAAAGAUACCUCUUCUCAUGACCAAAGCAUGUUACAAGAAAAAGAAAAUGUUAUUAUAGAGUUGAACUCCCAUAUCUCAGUCUUGCAGGAAGAAAUAAAGUUAUCUAAAGAAGAUCUGCAAAAAACCCAUACGUUGCUGAGUGAAGAAAGAACGAAGAUUAUAGAGCUGAUAGAAGAUGUUAAUAAGAAGGAUUCUCUUGCCCGAGAACUUAAUCUACAGCUGGGUCAGCAGAAAGAGUUAAUAGCUACACUCAGUGGUCAAAUAAAAGAUAAAGAUGCUUCUCUGAUGCAGGUUAUGGACUCUAUGUCAAGCGAAAUGGCGAAAGUUUCUGAUGUAAAAAAUAGCUUAAGUCUGGAACUUAACAGUUUGCAGUCUGAGAAAAGUUCUUGUCAUUUGCAGAUCUCCGAACUAUCUGAAAAACUCGAGGCUUGUGAGAAAAAGUUACAGCUGUCGGAACAGAUACUGGCUGAUAAGGAGAUUUAUUUAAGUAAGUUGACCAGUGAGAAGGAUCUCCAAUCGGAAAAAUUCUGUAAAGAAAGGGAGAACUUAAAGAGGAAACUUCAGGCAGCUUUAGUGAUACGGAAAGAUUUAAUGCAAAAAAUUGAGAAACUUGAACAAAGCAAACAAGAUGAGGUAAGAGAAGAGCAGCUGAAGAACUCAGAACUUGGAAGAACUGUGGAAGAUUUGAAUGGCAAAUUAGAAUCUAUAAGGAUGGAGAACAAAGAUCUGCAGUCAUAUGUGAAGAUCGCUAAGCAAGAAUUACUGGAGAAGGAUACAAAAAUAAGCAAUCUUUGCAGUGCCCUAACCGAAAAAGAACAGCACCUAGAACAGCUCCAGAAUAAUAUCGCUGAAUUGCAGCAAAGCUUCUCUGAGAAAGACAACACGUGCCAGGAAUACUUAAGAAUCUUUCAGGAAAAAGAACAAAAUCUGCAGCAAACAAAAAAUGCUCUCAAAGAUAAAUUAAAGGGUCUAGAAGAAGAAAAUAUACACUUGUUGGAAAAUCUUGAAAACCUGAAAAUAUGUCUUGAAAAUAUACAAGGCCAGACAAGCUUUUCUAUGUUACCUCUAGAAUCAUCCAAUGUUGACCUAGAGUCGACUUCUGCCGAAGCUUCAUUUUCACAUGCUGAAAAUACGAUAGUUCAUAAUAAUGUCCAUGCAUCCCUUUUGUGUAGCCAAGGAAGUUCUGGGAGUAAAGAGAAACAUGGUGGGCUUUUACAAAGUCUCAGUAAAAGCAUUAAAGAAUUUGAGCUUCUACAGAAGGCACAUUUAGACUUACAACAUUCCUAUGACGCUCAAUGCACAGAGUGUGAACAACAUAAAGAUCAAGUGCAUAAACUGCAAGAACAAGUUCAGGCACAACAGGAACUGCUGUUCCAGAAGGAGUCUGAUCUGACUAAUAAAGAGCUGGAAGUAGAAGACCAUAAAAAGCAGAUUGAAGAUAUUUCACACCAGCUACAAGAACUAAAGGAGCAUGAAAAGUUUUCUAAGGAGUUGACCACCAGUAACCAGGAGAAGGACGCAGCAUUGCUGAGAGUAAACUCUGAACACGGGCAGUUGUUGAGUGAAAUAGAGUUACUGAAGGCAGAGACACAAAAAUUGUCCAACGAUAUUCAAAAAUAUCAAGAGCAAAUGCACUCUCUGGAAAGUGCAGUGGCUUCUAAGUCGGUACAGUUAGAACAUUGUGAAAAUGAGAUUACUUUGCUACAGAAAGAAGUAGAGGUAGCUCGAAUGAAGAUUGAAAAUAACCAAGCAACCAUUCAGCAUUUAACCAAUGAAAGGGAUUCAUACUUUGAAACUUGCCAAGUCAGUCAGUCAGAAGUGUCCAAACUGAAGCAUAAUCUUGAGCAAAAAGUUAUUGAAUUAUUAGAAAAAGACAAAGAGAUAGCUGCAUCUAAAGAUACCCUUCAGUUAAACCUAAAAAUCGAUGAAGAAGACAUGGAAAGGAUGCAAAGCCAAUUGAAACAAUAUGAAAAAGAAUCUGAUAACCUGAAGGAUGAUUAUAAACAGAUUAAAAGAGAGCUUGAAGAAUCAAUGUCUAAACUGGAAAAAGCAGAAACCGAAUUAUCAGAUUUUAGGGCAAAGUUAAGAGACUCGAAAAAAGAUGAAAUAUUGAUGGUACAAUCAAGUACGCAACCUUUGCACAGCCAUGGUCUAAACCAAGUGGUUCCUGAAACAAAACCAGCUGUUGAUAGUCUUCAAGGAGAAAGUUGUGAUCGUCCAUUAACAUGUAAACCUUGCUUUAAGAAACAGACCAUAAUUGAAGAUCUUGAGAAGCAGAUUAUGAGCUCCAACAAGGUAAUUGAGCAGCUUCAUCAGGACCACGAGAAGAAAGUUUCAGAAGAAAGCAGCUCUAAAGAACAACUUCAGAGAAAGCUUCAGGCAGCUUUGGUAUCGCGUAAAGAUUUGCUUAAGGAAAACAAAAUGCUUAAACAAAAUAUCGAAUCAUUGACUCUGGAGACAGAAAAGCUGAAACGUUCAGUUACUGAAAUUCGGGAAAAUCAGCUGGCUGAGAUUUCAUUACUCACAGAGAAGAAUAACGAUCUUCUGUCUGAGAAAGAACGCCUUUUACUGGUCAACGAAAAUCUUUCGGCAGCUUGUGAAAGCCUGAAAUCUACAAUGGAAUCUAUUGUUCAAGAAAAAGAAGCAUUUUCUUUCCAGUUGAAUUCUUUGAAGGAUUCUCAGACUGUUGAAUUGACCGGAUGGAAAGCCAAGCAUGGCGAAUUGAAUAAAGAGUAUGAGUCCCUUCUUCAAGCGUAUGAAAACAUUAGUGAUGAAAUUGAUAAGAUGCGACAUGUCAUAGAAAUAACAAAGAGAGAAAAAAACGAUGUCCUAUUAAAACAUCAUGACCUUCAAGCUGAAAAUCAAGACCUGGUAAAACAAAUUGAGCAGAGUGUUGCAGAGAUGGACAGGCUUAGAACAACAUUGGAGUCUAAAGAGAUUGAAAUACAAAAAUUUAAAUUAGAAACCGAGAAGCUUAUGGAUGCGGUGAAGAAAGCGUCUCUCUCCGAUGAAGUAUCCAAUGAAAACAGGAAACUUAUUGAAGAAAAUAGACAUUUAAGAGAAGUAUGUGAGAACCUGAAGACCACUCUAGAUAGCAAAGAAAAGGAAAAUAAUAGUAUAUCUGUCAUUAAAAGGGCACUGGAUAAGUUGCAAAUGGACAUGGGUAUGUAUAGAUCUAACGUGGAAAUUAAAAUAUCCAAUCUAAGUUUGGAAAACGAGACACUCUCUAGAACUGUUACAGAAUUGGAAACAAAGGUUCAAGAGACAGAACAGAGCUUAGAGAAGAAUGAAAUAGAAAGAUUGAAUAUCCUAGAGAAACUGAACAGCUCUGACCAACAGCUUCAACAGGAAAAGACCAUUGUUUUGAAAUUAGAAGCUGAUGUAAGUAGCAUGGAACUAGACCGGAUGAACUUGAAUGAAAAAGUGAAAAUUUUGGAAGAUGACAAGGCCCUUCUUCUAGAGGAGAUUGAAAAUAUACAGGAGCAAUUUUGUAAAGUGAAAAAUGAGAGGGAACAAUUAGAGACAGAAUUACUUAGAGUUGGAAAAAACAACAGCUUACUCUCCGACAAAUUUAAGUUACUCCAGAUACAGACCCAUAUUCUAAGCCAGCAGGUAGAGUUUCUCAGGGCAGAGAAAAACACUAUUGUCCGUGAAAAGGAAGAACACCAGUUGCAUGUUCUACGGGAUCUAGAAGAAAGGAUUAAAUAUGCUCAAAAUGAUAGCCGAGGAACCAAGACCAAAUCGAAAGAGUUACAAGAACUUCUGAAAGAGAAGCAACAGGAAAUUAAUCAGCUCCAUCGUGAUUCUAUAAGAUUUCAAGAGCUUAUAUUAGAUCUUGACGGUGCUGUGAAGGAAUCAAAUAGCCAGAAUGAAAAUCUUCAAAAAGAACUUGACAAUACAUCUGCUCUGCUAACCCAAGCAAGAAACGACAUAUUAAUUCUAAAAAAGGAACUUGCAGAGAACAGAGUGGAAAAAAAGAACUUGCUGUCCUCCAAUAACCUAGUUAAUGAAGAGUCAACCAGGAAGUUCUCUUCACGUGUAAAUGAAAGAAAUGGUAUUGAAGAAAAUGAACUGAUUUAUCACUCCAAAGAAGUAGCUCUACAGAAUAUAAGUUCCGAAAAGGAGGUCUCUGAACACCCUACAGUUGUUGAAUUCAAGACGCUAAAGGACAUAAUAACAGAAAAUGAGCAGGAGAUCCAAAAACUUAAAUUAGAGAGUGAAAAAGUUAGAAUCGAUAUACAGAAACAGGUCACCAUGUCUCAGCACAUGAAACGAAUCAUCGACAACAAAGAUAAGGAGAUCUCUGUGUUAAUCUCCUCCAAAGAUGGAGAAAUAUCCAGCUACUUAGAACAAAUACAGAGUGAGUAUCGGAAACAAGCAGAAGAUAAUGAGCAUCGUUUGUCCUCUGUUGAAGCUGAAAAGGCGAAAGUGAAUUUAGAAUAUGAAAGGGUAGAAAAAAAGUAUCAGAGUCUUAAAUUGAAGUAUGAAAAAGCAGUAAGUGACAAGGCUUUGAUAUCUGGUGAAAUUGAGGCCUUUAGGAAAUCAAUGUCUUCAUUGCAAACUGAUCGAGAUCAACUUAGUUCAGAAUUACAAACUAUCCAUCAGCGCAAUGAACGGGUCCUAAGUGAAAAAGACAACAUCAUCACCUCUGCUGUCAAUGAAAAUGGUAGCCUCAAAGAAGAACUUAGGAAUGCUCUCAAUAAAAUGGAUGACCUUAAUGCAGAAAAUGCCAUGUUGGGAGCACAACUCAUUCGCUAUAGGGAAGAUCUAAACCAGGUGCUGUCACUAAAAGAUGAACAAUUAAAGGAAUUGUUAAAACAGAAGCUGGAGCUGAUUAAAAACCUCGAGCAAAAAAAAUGUGAUCUUGAGAAGCACUGUAGGGAAAUGCAAAGCAUCAAUGAGGCCUUACAAAAUUCAGGUAAGGCAGUAGCACUGGAGAAUCAAAAAUUAAUGUCAAAGGUUAAAGAUCAAGAAGAUCUUAUUGCUUCCAUCAAUAAAGAAAAGAUACUUUAUGAAUCCAGGAAGAGAAAGUAUAAGGAUGUUCAGGCGAAAACUGAUGAGGAUCUGAUCAGUUUUGACCAAAAUGAUGGUGAGCCGGGUAGUCAAAAUAAUAGCGCAGAAGAAAGUGCCGAGGAAGCCUAUUGGGGCCUUUUCCUUGAAAAUAAACAGCUUAAAUCUGAAAACGAGUCUUUUGGGAAAGCAAUGGGCGCUCUACAGAAUAACAGAGAUUCCUUGAUCGAUGAUUUCAAAGAGCUGCAAUGGCGGUACGCAUCAGAGCUAAAAGCUGAGAAGAUCAGAGGAGAUGAUCUCGACAGACAAAUAGCUAGCUUUAAAUCCCAGAUUUAUGGUAUCCUCAAACACAAUACCCUCCUUAAUGAACAUCUCACCAUGGAAGACCAGAUUUCCAUGGACCAGCUCAUUGCUGCAGUAGACUCUUUGUGCACUUCCUUAACAAACAAAAGUUUGGAGGUCACUAGCCUCUCUUCGGAGUGUGCCGCUUAUGCUCAGCAGAUCGAUGCUUUCUCCAAAGCUAUGGCAAGCUUACAGCAUGAUCGCGAGAGAUUAUUCCAGAUGCUUAGGGAAGGAACCGCAGUGGAAAAGGCUAAGGAAGAAGGUGCUUCUGAUAAAGAGGUCAUCACUGAGCGUGAACUAAGCAUGAAUUUCUCGCAGCCAGACAGAUUAACACAGGUGACAGAACUGAUCAACAGUUCAGCAUCAGAAUCCCUCAAACUAAGGCAAAGGAUUCAGGAGUUGGAGAAGUUAUUGCUUGAAGCAAAAUCUGUGAAGGACAAACUGGAGAAAGAGAUCACAGGCUACCAGUAUGAGCUGUGCGAGCUGAGAUCUGAAAAAAAUGUUCUUGUGGCUGAAUCGCAAGCUCUUCGUCAUCAGUUAAGCAUAAUCCUAACCGAGAAAGAGCGACAGAUUGGAGACCUGCAGAAAAUCCAGGAAACUGCAAAGCAGAGUGGAGAGAAGGGUGUGGAGAGAAUGGCUCUGGUGGGGAGUCCUGCUGCUGCAGAGAAAGGAAAUCUGGCUUUUGAAGAUAAAGAACAGACAAAGCAUGAAAUGCAGAGAUACCUCCAUGAAAUACGACAGAGGGACCUGAUAAUACAACAGUUGAAUACUAAGGCAAUGGAAUCUGCAGAGAUGAAUGCGGUUUUGUCUACUCAGCUCAAGACUGUAUCGCAUGGACUGAAAGAUACUCAGCUCAGAUACACUGAAUUGCAAAAUCAGUAUUACAAGCUCCAGAGAGACCUACAGGUCACCAGCCAGACUGACAUCUUGACUGAGGUUCCCCCCGGAGCUCCCCAGGAGAGAGCAAACGUUCUGGUGGAAAUAGACAAUGCCGAACUGGCUGACCUGAGAAGAAGGCUGGCAGAGGCUGAACUCCGUCACGAUGCUAUUCAGCAAGAACUCUCCGUGGUGUCUGACAGGCUGGCAGAGGAGAAGGCACAGAGGGAGGCUGCGGAGGAGGCACUGCAUCUCACAGGGCAACAGAAUAAGAGGCUCGAAGCAAAGUCAUCUUCCAGAGACUAUGAGUUCUCUCUCCAGAUGGAUUCAGACGACGAACGGGAAGCCUUAAUUAUUGAUCCUACUCAGAAUCUAGCUGUUAGAACAAUCAAGAGCUGUAACGUGGCUGUCCGGAGAUGGCUGCACGGUCGAAGUCUUUACUGCUCGAAGCUGCUGACCUCCAGAUCGAAAUCUCGCUACUUGCUCUUCACCUACCUGUUAGGACUGCACGUCCUCAUCUUAAUGUGCCUGACCGGGGCGCUAUAGCCGAGGAGAUAUCUCUGAGCAAUGUACUUUUCCGUUAACUCUUUCUUUGGAGAGGACAAGUCAGGAGCAUCACCAAGCAGAAGAUAGAUGUGAAUGUUCCACCUUGGCUGGAACCAUGGGUGACAUGAAAGUGGUGUGUGGAGGAGCGAGUGAGAGGUGGAAGAUGCUAGAUAUACUGUACAUGGGGUUAUUGUGCAGUAGAUAUAACGUGAGGUCAAACCAGGCCAUGCAUAAGACUAUGUACCUCUGAGAAUCCUACUACUGACAGAGCCCCAGAAGUAACCAGGCCGACUGAGACUUGAACGAUAACUGACACUAAAUGCAAAAUAUGGGACUAGACUAGUAUAGUCCUGCACCCAUUAGGAGUAUCCUAUGAGGAGAUUUGGGGGCAGGUAACAGUCUCCAUAUCAUCUGUAGCUGCUUGCGCUCCUCACUAGGCCAUCGUUAACAUCUGUGGACUCAUAUGUGAAAAAAAAGAAGAACCUGACACUAACAUGGAUGUGGGCAGAAAUCCAGGAAACCUGAUCAUGGACUGCAUUAUACAGGCGAAUGGUGAAUGGGGCGGUAUGAGGUCUGCUUUUUUUUGUUCCUGAAACGGCACCACUGGCUUUGUCUGAUACUGUAGUCCUAGUCUAUACCUAAUACUGGACUAUGGACCAGGAUGGUGCUGCAUCUGGAG
This is a messenger RNA of Bufo bufo (common toad), 14550 nucleotides long. Its product is annotated as golgin subfamily B member 1-like. Bases 168 to 13871 code for a protein of 4567 amino acids. NCBI's taxonomy places the organism in Eukaryota, Metazoa, Chordata, Amphibia, Anura, Bufonidae. The record is from RefSeq and is a predicted model, not a curated record. Gene Ontology annotation, cellular component: Golgi apparatus. The transcript is spliced from 30 exons.